AUGCCACCCAAGGACAAGAAGAAAGAUGCUGGAAAGUCAGCCAAGAAAAACAAAGAUCCCCAUGAACAAGACUGGGGCAAGGCCAAAAAGAAGUGGUCCAAAGGCAAAGUUUGGGACAAGCUCAAUAACCUGGUCUUAUUUGACAAAGCAACAUAUGACAAGCUCUGCAAGGAAGUUCCCAACUACAAGCUUAUAACCCCAGCUGUGGCCUCGGAGAGACUGAAGAUUCAUGGUUCCUUGGCCAGGACAGCCCUUCAGGAGCUCCUCAGUAAAGGACUUAUUAAACUAGUCUCAAAGCACAGAGCUCAGUGAUUUACACCAGAAACACCAAAGGUGGGGAUG
Messenger RNA from Myotis myotis, 342 nucleotides. RefSeq names its product 40S ribosomal protein S25-like. Gene Ontology annotation, cellular component: cytosolic small ribosomal subunit. Bases 1 to 312 code for a protein of 103 amino acids. The transcript has a single exon. The record is from RefSeq and is a predicted model, not a curated record. Gene Ontology annotation, molecular function: structural constituent of ribosome. NCBI's taxonomy places the organism in Eukaryota, Metazoa, Chordata, Mammalia, Chiroptera, Vespertilionidae.